Arabidopsis thaliana (thale cress) is the source of this 1424-nucleotide messenger RNA. RefSeq names its product chloroplastic drought-induced stress protein of 32 kD (gene CDSP32). The record is from RefSeq and is marked reviewed. Bases 239 to 1147 code for a protein of 302 amino acids. Gene Ontology annotation, molecular function: oxidoreductase activity, acting on a sulfur group of donors, disulfide as acceptor. NCBI's taxonomy places the organism in Eukaryota, Viridiplantae, Streptophyta, Magnoliopsida, Brassicales, Brassicaceae. The transcript has 2 exons. Gene Ontology annotation, cellular component: chloroplast stroma.
AAUUUUCCAGAAUGACAACAACUUGAACAAAAUAAACUUGAAUUGCUUUUAGAAACAGCAAUCUCACCAAGUUCACAUAUUCCUUUUAUAUUCCCACGAAAAAAAUCUAAUCAACAGUGAACACAAUCCACACAAGUUAAACAAGUGGACAUAAAAGUCUUGGACCCAUUUUAAAACAUCUAUCCACAUUAAAUCAUUCACUGAUCUCUAACCAAUCCCACACACACUACCACAAACAAUGGCCACCGUCGCUAACUUCUUAGCCAAACCAAUCUCCACCGUAGUCCCACGGCCAUCCUCCGCCGUUGCUUCGACCUCCUCCUUCGUAUUCUUUAACCAUAAAACUAAUCCUCUGUUCCGGAGGAAAAACCUCCCGAAAAGAUUAUUCUCCGCCGUGAAAAUAAAGGCUGGAGCGGCGUCUCCGGGAAAGGUGGGUACACCACCGGCGAAUGACGAGAAGGUACAAAAGAUUCACAGCGGAGAGGAAUUCGACGUAGCGUUGAAAAAUGCGAAGAGCAAACUCGUGGUUGCAGAGUUUGCUACGAGUAAGAGUGAUCAGAGUAAUAAGAUAUAUCCGUUUAUGGUGGAACUGAGCAGGACCUGUAACGACGUCGUUUUCUUGCUCGUCAUGGGUGAUGAAUCUGACAAGACCAGAGAACUCUGUCGGAGAGAGAAGAUUGAGAAAGUUCCUCACUUUAGCUUUUAUAAGAGCAUGGAGAAAAUACACGAGGAAGAAGGUAUUGAACCGGACCAGUUAAUGGGAGACGUUCUAUACUACGGAGACAACCACUCUGCGGUGGUGCAGCUGCACGGCCGACCUGACGUGGAAAAGCUGAUCGACGAGAAUCGCACUGGAGGCAAGCUGAUCGUGCUUGACGUUGGUCUAAAACAUUGUGGUCCUUGCGUUAAAGUGUAUCCGACCGUGCUGAAACUGUCCCGGUCAAUGUCCGAGACAGUCGUAUUCGCUAGAAUGAACGGUGACGAGAACGAUAGUUGUAUGGAGUUUCUCAAGGACAUGAAUGUUAUCGAAGUUCCAACUUUCUUGUUCAUUAGAGACGGCGAGAUUCGUGGCCGUUAUGUUGGUUCCGGUAAAGGAGAACUCAUUGGAGAGAUUCUUCGGUACUCAGGCGUUCGUGUCACUUAUUAAUUUGUAUCAAAACUUUAAUUUUAUUACAUCUCACUUCAAAAAAGAAUGAGUUUUUGGUCUUUGUCUGUACCAUCCGAAACCGGUUGAUAUGAAAGAAAAAAAACUCAAAAUAGUGUGAUUCUUGAUUAUUUGAUUUUGCUUUUGUGUUCUAACUUUGAAGGCACGGAAACUUUGACGGAUUUGAAUAUUUCCGUAAGGAAGAAUGAGAUGUUAAUGAUUUGUACCUACCCAAUGAAGAUAUUGUAUUAUUCCCAAUAAAUAUAUACACAUUAUCAUC